Messenger RNA from Letharia lupina, 1365 nucleotides. RefSeq lists its product as uncharacterized. The coding region runs from base 1 to 1365 and encodes 454 amino acids. The record is from RefSeq and is a predicted model, not a curated record. The transcript has a single exon. Lineage: Eukaryota; Fungi; Ascomycota; Lecanoromycetes; Lecanorales; Parmeliaceae.
AUGCCCUCCUCCGACUCCCCCAUCAUGUCCACCGCUCUCGUCUCAGACCGCCUCGGCGCCGAAAACAUGGACGGCCAGGGCAUCCUGGCCGGGCGGGCGAAAUCCCACGCCCGGCCCUGGACGGGCUGCAUACCCUCCGAAGAACUGUCCAAAGACAACCUCCCACCCUUCUACGUCCGUCUGCAAGACGACCAAGUGGGCCACCUCGCCUUCUGGGUCGGCACGUCCCGGGGCUCCAUCACCCGCCUCAAGCUCGGCCACGUCUGGCCCUGGGAUUUCGACGUGCAGGGGAAGAUCUCCUCGCGGAGGGACAACUGGGGCGCGGAGUACGGCGGGUGCGGCAAGGAGAGGGGGAAGGGGCUUGGGGGUGGGAAGAAAGUGCCGGCGUGGACGGACCCGGGCUUGCAUCUCACGUAUACGAGCAGCCACAAGGUCAUGGCGGGGGAACUGGAUGCUCUCAAGAGGGGCGCCGCCUUGAAGCGGCAAGCCGAAGAGGAGGCCGGGAGGAACGUGUGCGUGCCGGUCAAGAAGCCCAGGCUCGGUAGCAUGAGCACGGAGUUGAAGAGGAUGAAAGAGACUGCGGCGAAGAAGCGCCAGAAAGACAAGGCCACGGAAAAUGAGAAGGAACGCUAUGUCGGGGCGAAGCCUGAGCUUCGUGACGCGAUGCAGGUUGUCGAUACCCUGAUGAGAAGCGCCACGGAGACUGGGAAUCAAAAUGCCACGCUCGAGACCAUGUUAUUGAAGAAUGAAGCCCACUACAUCAAAAACACCGAUGACAUGUUCGAUGAAUGGCUAGCCUACAACGAAAUCAAACGGACGGAAGUCAAUAGAAUCUAUGAGGAUCACGCUAUCGAGAUCAAGAGUCGUGAUGCUAAGAUCGAGGCCUUGGAGACGGAAGCGAAGGGGUCCAUAGCUCGCCUGAACAAGGAGAAGCAAAAGGUCAGAGUCCGCGAUGAGCGUUUGGCACGCGUCAAAAGCCUCUGGGUGCAGGAGCAGAACCUUAUGGAGAAGAAAUUCCGGGAACUCGAAGAGAUAGCGAUAGAUCUGGACGAGCUGUCGGAAUGCAACUAUGGAGUUGAUGGACCGGACGCUGAGGAGUCGGACUCCGAAGCCGAGCCGGAAGGGGAGGGUAAGGAGGAGCGGAAGCGAGAGCCCAAGGAGCCCGAGGAGCCGGAGGCGAAGGGGUCAACAGAUCGAGAGCUGAGGAAGUCCGCUGUUCGGGAGAGAAUGAAGGGCAUGGAUGCGAAGGACACUGUCAAUCUCGAUGAAGACGAAGAUGUGGAGGACGAAGAAGGUCCAAUCUCUAGCCAACGGAAGGGAAGAUUGAGGAACUUCAUUCAGAGCAGACCAGCUUCGUCGGUGUGA